Sphenostylis stenocarpa is the source of this 609-nucleotide messenger RNA. The record is from the annotation of a GenBank genome assembly. Lineage: Eukaryota; Viridiplantae; Streptophyta; Magnoliopsida; Fabales; Fabaceae.
AUGGCAGAGCUCCAAACCAAGGUUGAACCAGCUUCGGUUCCGGCUCCGCCUUCUGUGGAACCCGAACCUCCGCUGGCUGUGGCGCCUUCGCUUGACGCUCCUGACAAGAAAGCGGUGGCGGUGCCACCGCCUGCUCCGGCGGAGGAAACCAAAGCUCUUGCUGUUGUGGAGAAGGAGAAGGAGAGUGAGAAGACCCCACCAGAACCUGUAAAAAAGAAGGCCACAGGUGGAUCCCUUGAUCGAGAUAUUGCUCUUGCAGAAAUAGAGAAAGAGAAAAGGUUGUCUAAUGUGAAGGCAUGGGAAGAAAGUGAAAAAUCCAAAGCAGAGAAUAAAGCCCAAAAGCAGCUCUCUGCUGUUGCUGCUUGGGAAAACAGCAAGAAAGCAGCUCUUGAAGCUCAGCUGAGAAAAAUUGAGGAACAACUAGAGAAAAAGAAGGCAGAAUAUGGUGAAAAAAUGAAAAACAAGAUAGCCUUAGUUCACAAGCAAGCAGAGGAGAAGAGAGCAAUGGUUGAAGCCGUGCGUGGUGAAGAAAUUCUCAAAGCUGAGGAAACGGCUGCAAAAUACCGUGCAACAGGAACCACUCCAAAGAAGGCUUUUGGAUGCUUUUAA